AUGGGAAAGAUAAUAUUCUAUGAGGACAGAAACUUCCAUGGUCGUAACUAUGAGACUAGCGGUGAUUGUCCUGAAGUGACCUCAUACCUGAGCCGCUGCUGCUCAUGUAGGGUGGAAAGUGGCUGCUUCAUGGUCUAUGAGCGCACCAACUUCAUGGGUCACCAAAUGCUGGUAAGAAGAGGAGACUAUCCGGAUAACCAACGGAUCAUGGGAGCAAGCAUCAGUGACUGCAUCAGAUCUUGCAGAAUGAUCCCUAUGCAUAAAGGAGCGUUCAGAAUGAGAAUCUUCGAAGGAGAGAACUUUGUCGGACAAAAGUAUGAGCUGAUGGAUGACUGCGAGUCAAUCCAGGAACGUUUUCACAUGGCUGAUUGCCAGUCCUGCAAUGUCACACAUGGCCACUGGCUAUUGUAUGAACAACCCAAUUUCGAAGGCAGAAUGAUAUACAUCAGGCCAGGGGAGUACAGCAGCUUUAAUAAUAUUGGUCUAGGCCCAGUGAAAAUUCAUUCCAUCAGACGCAUCAUGGAAUCCUGUUAGAAGAAAUUACACUUGCUAAGAAAGACAACACAUGAUUCCAUAUAGUUUCCCAUAGGGUGACCACCCGUCCCGCGUAGCGCGUGCGCGCACAGAGUUUGAAGCCCAAUUCAUGCGUCCCACAAAUUGAGACUGUGUCACGCAUAAUCAAUGCUUGCUCAAAAAAUGUUGGUCGCUCAUCUAUAUCUGGAGUCACCAACCCGUCGAUCGCGGUCGACAAGAGCAGUAAUUUAUUCUUAAAGUGAAUAAAUUGUAAUGAAAAAUAAAUAAAAUUAAAUAGCUGAAGUAAAUCGUAAGUGGAAGUGCAUUUGUCGAUUCUGUCUUAAGCAUACAGUACAUCAGCAAUUACACGUUUAGGGGAAUAGGGCAUUAUUAAUAUACCAUGUAAGGUGGUAUGUGCCAGAAAUGGGUAAACCACUAUCAGUGAGUCUGCCCAUGGGGUGGGGGCACCGCCGCGCAAGGCAGUGUCCCACAUUGUCCCUCAGAAACAUACCCCUUGUCCCCCCUUGGGC
Molecule: messenger RNA, 1043 nt
Organism: Carassius gibelio (silver crucian carp)
Lineage: Eukaryota; Metazoa; Chordata; Actinopteri; Cypriniformes; Cyprinidae
Gene: crygm5
Product: crystallin, gamma M5
Exons: 3
Coding region: 1-534 (177 amino acids)
Biological process (GO): lens development in camera-type eye; visual perception
Molecular function (GO): structural constituent of eye lens
Source: RefSeq, a predicted model, not a curated record